GUCGUCGUGGUUGGAGGAUUCGUCUGCUGAGGCUGCAGGCUGGGAUCCUCUCUCCACAGUCAUGUCCCAGUCCUGGUCUGAAGGCUGAGGUAGACUGGCCAUGAGUUCCUGAACACAACAGCAGACUUCAGAUUUAUCCACCGCCGUGUCAUUCCAGAUGUGACUGACAAGUCGUUUUAUGUCGCCCGCAUUGAGUCCUGUGCCGUUCAUCUCGGAGAGACUGUGACACCAUGGCUUUGGUUAUGGAACCUAUAAGUAAAUGGACACCAAAGCAAGUGCUGGACUGGAUGAAAGGUCUGGAUGACUGUCUCCAGCAGUAUGUGAAGAGUUUCGAGCGAGAGCAGAUGGGGGGAGAGCAGCUGCUGCACAUCACCCAUCAGGAGCUUGAGGAGCUGGGGGUCACCAGAAUAGGACAUCAGGAGCUCAUCCUAGAAGCCGUCGACCUCCUCUGUGCCCUGAACUACGGCCUAGAGACAGAGAACCUCCGGACUCUGUCCCACAAGCUGAACGCUUCAGCGAAGAACCUCCAGAACUUCAUCCUGGGUCGGCGGAGGGGCGGACACUACGAUGGACGAGCUUCCAGGAGGCUACCCAACGAUUUCCUCACCUCGGUGGUGGAUCUGAUUGGUGCUGCCAAAAACCUGCUGGCCUGGCUCGACAGGUCUCCGUUUGCCAGUGUGACGGAGUAUUCAUUACUGAAGAACAACAUCGUGCAGCUCUGCCUAGAAUUAACUACCAUUGUACAACAGGAUUGCACUGUGUAUGAGACAGAGAACAAGAUUCUCCACGUGUGUAAGACCUUAGCAGGGAUAUGCGACCACAUCAUCUCUCUGUCGUCGGACUCUCUGGUCUCACAGUCUGCCCAUCUGGAGGUGGUCCACCUUACCAGCAUCAUGCCCAGUGAAGGGCUGGGGAUGUAUAUCAAAUCGACGUAUGAUGGACUCCACGUUAUCACCGGCACCACAGAGAAUUCUCCAGCAGACCAGUGUAAGAAGAUCCAUGCAGGGGAUGAGGUGAUCCAAGUCAACCACCAGACAGUGGUGGGCUGGCAGCUGAAGAACCUGGUCAACGCUCUGAGAGAGGACCCGUGCGGAGUCAUCCUCACGUUGAAGAAAAGGCCCCAGAACACCCUGAGCUCCACACCGGCUCUGCUCAGGAACGUCCGCUGGAAACCGCUGGGCCUGCAGCCGGUCCCCACCAGCCCCACCAGCACCUCCCCGACACCCGGUGGAACUUUGGGCAUGUCCAAAAUGGACGCUCCGAGCAUGCAGGACGUCUAUAUCCUCUCUCCCGUCUCUGGACUCUACAGCACCAGGGAGGAGAUGGGUCUGAUGUCAUGCGACGACAUCAGCCGCUACAGCGUGAGCUCCCAGUCCGGCUCUAAAGGUUCAGAGGCAGUCAGCUACUACCUGGAUCAGGACAGCGGUCAGUUCUUCUCCCUUUUGGAGGGAGAUGGACCCCCAGGGCCCGACUACGACAGGGGUCGCAACACGGGGGUUCGCCGGCGGGAUAAGACCCCCACCCAUGGUGACCUCAGGCCUGUUUCCAUGCCUCCCGAAUAUAACUGGAUGGCCGAGGCCAAGGAACCCAGCAUGGGAAAGAGAGGGAGCCGAGAUUCAGACAACUCCCUGCUGCGUUACCUUAGCGACGACAAGAUCCUGGUGAUCGAGGAGGAGCCCGAGGGUCUGGGUAGGGAGAGUCGGCGGGAUUCCACCAGACGCUCCCGGCGCAAGAGCCGCAAUCCCAGCAGCCCUAGCUUUCCCAUCAGCCCCUCCAUGCUGUCCUCCACCCUGCGCCUAGACCAGCCACCUGAUGCUUUGCCUCGAGGUGCGGACACACUGCGGGCAGACACAACAGACAGGUACUCUGGUUCAGGAAGCUCAGGAGCGGCCUCCAUGAGGAAGUCUUUACACCAUUACACCUCUCUAAGAACGAAAACCAAAAAGCGAAGUAAAGGUUCCCUCACUAGUGCCAGUCGAAGGAGAAUUUCCUGUAAGGACCUGGGCCACGGUGACUGUGAGGGCUGGCUGUGGAAGAAGAAAGAUGCUAAAGGCUACUUCACCCAGAAAUGGAGGAAGUACUGGUUUAUCCUCAAAGAGUCCUGCCUCUACUGGUACACCAACCAAAACGAUGAGAAGGCUGAGGGCUUCAUCAGCCUCCCAGAGUUCAGAAUAGACCGAGCCAUAGAGUGCAGACGGAAAUUCGCCUUCAAAGCCUGCCAUCCCAAAAUCAAGAGCUUCUUCUUCGCCACAGAUUGUCUUGAGGAAAUGAACAGGUGGAUGAACCGUCUGGGGCUUGCUGCCAUUGGCUACACACCAGAUGACAAGGUGCCACGCCCGGAUGAAGACUACUGGAGCGAGAGUGAUCAGGACGAGGUCGACGGCUCAAUGACGCUCAAACAGGAGGGACCUUCAUCUCUGUGUGAUACUUAUCACCGCACACCAUCAGUCAACUCCUCAAGCCCCUUCCCAGAGCCUAAGCACGGGCGACAUUUCUCCAGUGAGUCCACGCACUCCCACUCCUCGGCCGAGGACCAGCGUGGAGACAGCAUGGGCAUGGGCACAGGCACAGGCAGCACCAGUACCCACUCAUCAGGCUGCCGCUCCUCUCAUCGUGAGCGCCGCUCCUGGCAGGACCUCAUUGAGACCCCUCUGACCAGCGCAGGGCUGCACUUCUUGCAGACAGCGCCAGGGGAGAGUGAUUACGGAGGCCUAAUGGGGAGCAUGGCUGGAGAGAUGGGUCUGUACGGAGGUCUGGGCAGACAGGGCAUGUCCCCAGAGAGACGCAGGCAGGCUACGCUGCCUGUACGGAGACACCACGCCGCGGAGAGGGACAGGGAGCGGGACGGGCCCUUUCCCCUGGAGCGAGGUCCAUACUCGCACAGCCACACACACCGACGCUCUCAUAAGCAGCGCAGCCAGAGUCUGCCCAGGAACAGGGACCCGAUGCCAGGAAAGCUGUUACACACCUCAGCUCAUAUGGAGGAGAGGAGUGAGGAUGAGGAGGAUGAGGGGCAGGCUGCAGAUAUGCUCCAGGGUGAGGAGGUGGAUCUGACUCUUACCGGUCCUCUCCUGGGUGUCUCAGACCUGCGGGAGUUGAGAGUUGACAGCAGAGAGAGGAGGGUGUCAGAGGGAAGGGAGCGGCGGGUGUCGGAGGGCCGCGAGCCGGAGCCUUUGGAUGGGCUAGAGCAGCUGUACCGGGCCCUGGAGCAGGCCAACGUGACGGCCCUAGGAGACCCAAAACCCUGUAGCAGGCAGGAGCUUCGACGUUGUUUCACCCAGAGAGCCAGGGACCCUCUGCUCAACGACAGGCUGCACCGGGUCCGAGCCCUUCGCAGCACCUUGAAGGCCAAAGAGUCCGAGCUGGCAGUAAUCUGUGCUCUCCUGGAGGACCCUGGCCUGUGCUCCCAGACCUUCAGAGAGUGGAAGCAGUGGCACAGCGAGCUCUACUCAGACAUCUGCCAGCUCAGUCCGGGCACCAACGGUCAGGACGACCUCUCCCCGCUGGGCGCACCUCUCAUGACCCACACACACUCCUUCAUUGAGACACACGUGUGAGAAAGAGAAGAGAAGCAAAGACUGAACUGAUACACACACACACACACACGGAGCUUUACAUUAGCUGAAUCCUGACUCUGAGCACGCACACACACACACACACACACACACACACACACACACACACACACACACACACAGGAACACACAUUGUAAGAUGUGUAAAUAUCAUAGAGGGAACAGUCUGAGACCUGCGUGUAUGAACUUUUGAUAAUCCUGAGGACCCCACAGGGUGCCUAUUGCAUGCUUGAACAGAAAGCAUUAAUCUUCCUUUGUCUAUGGAACUCAGCAUAAACUCCACACGCUUGUCAAGCAAAAUGGAAGAAAAAAAAGGAGACUUUUUAACAUGUUCGUUUCUUUGUAUUCUAUUUUUUUGCUAUUUUUUUCCUGUUGAUUUUAAGGGGGCAGGGGGAGCUAUGUAGCAGCAAUACAGAGGAGAAUCCUUUUCACCACAGCACUGUACUACUUUUGUACUGAUGAACUUUGCACCCAGAGCCACCAGUUCUCCCCCUUUCUCUCUCUGUCUUGUUUUUUCUUUUUUUUUUUCUUUUCUCUCACUGCAUAUCUCGUUGAUUUACAGGGACCUCACUUGUUUAUUCCAAGCUGAUCUCACGGGACAGUGUGGUGAAAGUUAAAGGGCAGUGACCUUUAAUGUAAGACUGUGAAAAGGUAGCCAUCAAUGCUGAUGUUUAUCUGUUUUAAAUGACGAAAAAAACAAGCGAGCACGAGCAUUGAAGGGAACCAUUGUGCUGGCUAGAUGCACACUAUUUCAAACUGUGAACUGUUAAGAACAAAACAAAAAAAACAAAAAAAAUAUACAAUUUUAUCUUCAGAAGGAGGCUCCUCUGAUGCUCCACUAUUCAGUUUGCAUUCUCUCUCUCUUUCUCUCUCCCUCUCUUUCUUUUCCUCUCUCUCUCUCUCUGUCUCUCUGUGUUUCUGUCCAUCUCCUCCUUCUCUUUUCUUAAUUGUUCCUUUGUUUCCUCUCUCUCUCUCGUCCUCAAAGACUUGUGUAUAUGUGUAUACUGCUGUGUAUACUGAUGUAAAUGUUUGCGUUCCACUACCACUGUGAUAUGCUUCUAGAGGUAGCGGAGGGAAGACAGAGAGUAUGUAUUUGCGUGGGUGCAAAACUAUUUCUUUCUUUCUUUUCUUUCUUUUUAUUUUUUUUUCUUAAACAGUGAAUGCAAGAGCUCGAGAGUUCUUUUCAAAGGAGUCACUCACUACAAAGAAUGCACUUUCUAUAUCUCUAUAUCUCAUUGGCUGCAUCACAGGGUCUAUGUCUCAUCGGCCUCUUUACCAUUGCUGUUCAAAAUAUCAGGUAAAAGCAUUUGCCGUCUCAUUUUCUAAAGAUUUGUGUACAGUCUACAAAUAUAUUUAAACAUAGAAGAAUAUAUAAAUCUAUUUACGUUUUGUGUCAUAGAUAUAAUGUAAAGUAUGAUGUAUUCUAUGCCAAGGUUUUGCAGUGUCCCCCUCUUCACUCUGUAGAUGCAGGGUGUUUAGCAGUUAAACAACUAGGAGGCAGACAACAACAACAACAACAACAACAACAACCACCACCAUCAUUGACAGCUGAUUGACAGUUUUUAAUGGUUCACAUCACGGCUGAUCCUUCUCCUGGUGAUGUGUUGCAUGAGAAAAGGCCUGGGACUGAUUUGAUUGGACAGGGUAAAACUAUUGUGGAUCAUUUGUGUUCUUUUUUUUAUUUUUUUAUUUUCCCUCUUAUGAUUGCAAGGGUAGAUUAGACUUGUAGCACAUGCAAACUACUGUUGUUGUACCGUUGAAGAAGAAUGACUUUUUAUUCAUAUGUUCAUAAAUUUGAUGUAUUCUUCUUCUUCUUUUUUUUUCAUUAGAUAGUGUUUAAAGACACACACUGUACAAUAACCGAGGGAGGCAUUUUUCUUUUUUCUUUUUUUUGCUGCACAGUUACUUGAUCUAAUGCAGAUCCUCCUUUAGGAGGUUUCAAUUCGAUGUUUUGGUUUACACAGAAAGUCUUGACGCGUGUCCAAAGGCUUCAGCUGAGAGACGACAGUGAAGUUAAAAGCUAAAACGAAAGCUAUUUUGACAUUCCCUCCGAGAAUAUAGUUGACACUGGGCAGUCAAAGACCUCUACACUAAAUGGUUUGUAUAGUCUGUGAAACUCAGAUGAAUCAUUUCAUCUGCAAUAUCAGGCCAAGGACUCAACGGUGCCCCCCAGUGUCGAACACUCUACGAGACAUGCGUAGCACCUGCUGCAUCCAGCACUAUCUGUACUUAUUCUUCAUAUUUUACUGUAAUUCUUUGACUGUAGGUUCAGGGUUUUA
Molecule: messenger RNA, 5854 nt
Organism: Larimichthys crocea (large yellow croaker)
Lineage: Eukaryota; Metazoa; Chordata; Actinopteri; Sciaenidae
Product: connector enhancer of kinase suppressor of ras 2
Exons: 25
Coding region: 231-3557 (1108 amino acids)
Biological process (GO): regulation of signal transduction
Cellular component (GO): cytoplasm; membrane
Molecular function (GO): protein binding
Source: RefSeq, a predicted model, not a curated record